This is a messenger RNA of Stylophora pistillata, 2783 nucleotides long. Its product is annotated as fibroblast growth factor receptor-like 1. The record is from RefSeq and is a predicted model, not a curated record. NCBI's taxonomy places the organism in Eukaryota, Metazoa, Cnidaria, Anthozoa, Scleractinia, Pocilloporidae. Gene Ontology annotation, cellular component: plasma membrane. Gene Ontology annotation, biological process: homophilic cell-cell adhesion; signal transduction.
AAAGACGGUUCCAACCCGGCUUAGGGCAAAAUGGGCUGUUAUUUUAUGAAAGCCUCUGUUAUACGGAAGAGUAUCUUACUGUAAGGCGAUCUGUCAUUUGAAAGAUCGAGUUCAUGUGAGGAAAGAGAAAUGAUCGGAAAAACAAAGCAAAUUACCCAUCAAGGCUGAGACACACAAGCUUCCGUUUGAUGAAGGGAAGUGCUUGCCAAGAUUGACGCUCGUUUCGAUUGGUUAGUAAUACGUGGGGGAUUUUUCAGACUCAACCUUAACCUUGGAACAGUUCACGCAAAAUAUCAGAGACUUGUUUGUUUCUUCAAGGGAAGUCCAUACGGCUAAAAACUAGGUAAGAAUAGGAAACCGCUAUAAUCCUUGGUUCCGAAAAUGUUAAGGAAUUGAAUACGAAACUGAGUGUUCUCAAUUAUCACCAAGAGGUCAACACAAAUGAGAAGAAGAGAUUCUGCGGCGUGAUUAUUUGAACUUUGCUUAACACACGCAUCUAUCAGUAUACCUACAUAUGGUGACUGACCCAGUGCUUUACAAACAAGAAAUUAGUAGGAAAAUCAGUGGAAACAAGAAUUCAGUUCGUCGCCAUGAUUCUUAGUUCGCUUAUGUUAAAAGCGUUUCUUCUUGGUGUUCUGGGCUUUCCAGACAGAGGAGGGCAAACCCGUGCGUGUUCAGUUCCUCGCAUCCGUGAUAGGAAAGGAAACGAGAAAGAGAUCAUCGAGGUGACUAGCGGGAAGGAUGUGAAACUUACUUGCCGGAUCAGAACCACUGACCAAAACUCAAAACCACGAUAUUACUGGCUCAAAGACAAUCAGACGCUCACUCCAUCGAGUCAUCUACGCAUGAGGUUAAAACCCCAUAAAUACCUAAAAAUAAAAGAUGCGAAGAAAGAGGACGCUGGCUUCUACACCUGUGUCGCGGUAAAUGACUGUGGCAAGAAUUCUUAUACAAUGCAGCUAUUUGUCGGAAUUGCUCCAGAAUUCACAGUUAAACAAAACAAGUUGAGGCGCAACCUUCUUGCAGUACCCGUUGGCAACUCUGUAAAGCUGGACUGCUCUGCCGAUGGAAACCCUCGCCCUGCCGUAAAAUGGUACAAAGACCGAAAGUUGUUUAAGGAAAGGAAAGGUGACAGAAAACUUUAUUUGAGUCAAUGGACAACCGUAUUGGUUCUGAAGGAUUUGAUUCCCUCUGACACUGGGACGUACAUGUGUAAUGUGAGCAACUCUUACGGGUGGAUUAAUCAUACAUACCUAGUAGAUGUUCAUGAACGAGCUCGUGCUGAACCCGUCCUUCUUCCCAUGGAAAAUGUCACGGUCUAUCGAGGGGAAAAUGCCAGCCUCACGUGCAAAGCAUUAAGUGAUUCCAAGCCUCAUUUCCAGUGGUUAAGGUGGUUUCCCAUGCAUUCCAACGCUUCGACCAACAGUUCAACCAACGGUUCAAUUGGAAGGCCACACUACGAAAUCGUGGAUAAAGACGAAACAGACCAACAUGUAAUUUCCUCAUCACCUAGCGGCAAAAAGUUUGAAUUCCACGGUGUGAAGUUGACUUUGGUAAAUGUUACAAAGAAAGACGAAGGAAAAUACACUUGCAUCGUGGGAAAUGCUUUUGGUUACGCGGUGGAACAUGCUUACAUCAUUAUUGAACAAAGCGCUACUCAUAGUUGCAACCUUCACGGAUCAAAGUGUUCUUUUACCACAGAAGAGUAUUACAAUGGGAGUACUCUUUCCCCUGAGACGGAACACAUUUCAUAUCUCACUGGAUACGAUAAGAAGAUUCAUGAUGCUCUUGUCCCUGGAACCGUUUCGGCGUGUGUUUUAACUGUCGUGGUUGCUGUAGUCAUUAUCAGCUGCUGGCACCGUCAAUCCCGAAAUAAGAGACCCUUUUCACCGAUACUAAUGUCAGAACUUGAAUUUGAGUACGAUGCGUUGGUUAUUUUCAGCUCCCGAGACUCGGAUUGGGUAAAUAAGACUCUAAUUCCAACUCUUGAGAAAAAACAUGGAUUUAAAUGCUGUGUACACUACAGAGAUUUCGUUCUUGGAGUACCUUAUCGUGAAAAUAUGGUCAACAGCGUUUACAAGUCUAGAAAAACAAUAGCUGUCGUGUCUAAGAACUUUUUUAUUAGCAAUUAUUGUGGUUCAGAAAUGGAGUAUGCCCUCCAUCGUCUGAUGGAAAGGAGAGAUGAUAGUGUAGUCGUUAUUAAACUCGAUGACGUAGAAAGAGCAAAACUUCCUAAGGAGCUACAAAAAAGGAGCUAUAUAGACUAUCCGAACAAUGCUGAAAAGAAUCACUGGGAAAGAAAACUGGUUAAUUGUCUAACGAUCCCCAACUAUCCGUUACCUAUCUCGACCUAACUCACAUAAUUUUUUUAAUGCUCUGCUUCUUAGUGCCUAGAGACAUGGCUAAAACUGCAAGGGCGACGUCUAAUAAAAGUCACAUAAAAUUAACUCAGUGGAAACGCAUAAUAGGUUGGAAUACUAGGUCGGGUAAUAAGAAUCUCGGUGAGUAAAAACUUUGGUAAAAAGAAUUUAAAAAGUUGACACUGGCUCGGCGAGUGUAGUUCUUGGCUGCUUACUUUGCAUGUGAAUCGCUUUAAGAGACUCCGGGAGAUGCUCCCAAAGUCCAUAGUAUACCGCAGAACCAAGAAGAGAGGUAUGAUGGUGGUUUUCCACUCGGGAAAUAAGGAAACUCGAUCAAUCGAUGUAUUCAAAAAAUUUUGGUUUUACUAUGUGAAAAAUGAAUAUUAUUAAAUAGAUGAUCAAUCCCUUCAACGGGGAGUUUAA